UUAUUACUCCAGACAAUCCCUUUUCCGGAGCCAAACCUUCAUUUCUACAUGACCUCCCUUUUUUACAUCCCAAACCAAUCGGCCAGCCAUAACUCCCCACCAUUCCAUUUCUUCCGUUCAAAAUCAAUCGGCCAGGCUAACUCUCCAACCAACCACAUCUAAAACCUCACAGCCCGUAAUCAACCGCCUCGCUGCAUCGUAAGCCUCGUCUGCCGCUCUAAUCUCAUUAAAAACGCCGACUUUAGGUUCUCAAUACGGCCUCUCAAACACCUGGACCUACGUCGAUCGUCGGCUAGAGCCUAGAAGCGAGGUACCGGUUCCGCCUUCCAGAUUCAACGCAAAGAGUAUACGAUAUGUUGACGCACAGAUGAAAGUCGACCAUCGACAAAGAGACGACCGGCUUACAGGCUUCAAGGCUCCAGCUUCCCAAUUCGACGAAGAUACGAGCGGCUUCCAAUCCUUCCAAUAUCCCAAUUUCAGGAGCGGCUUCCAAUCCUUCCAAUAUCCCAAUUUCAGGAUCUGGCAUCAGGGAGGAUGAUUGGUAGUGCUAGAGAGGAGGAUGACCUCUAUACUUUUGAUGAAGGAACACAAUUGAAUAAACAAGAUGUCAUUCAUGAAAGGCGAUCUGCUACGGAGAACCCGAAAACUCGUUAAAGGAUUCGCCAAAGCCGAACCUGUGUGGUUCAAAGCUAUGGAAAAUGCACCACCAGCUACAUUUCCUCGAGCAGAGAAUAAAAUUAAGCCAAUUACCCUUCCUGAGGAUGCUUAUGUCAAGAAGUUCUUUCAGAAAAAUCCUUAUGCUAUAUCAGAAGACGCAAUUGACUUUCGUGGAUGCGACCCACCUCCAGCACGUUUGUUUGGAUGUCGAGUGGUUGAGUUGAAGGAACAAGGAGUUCAUGAAUGUGAUGCUAUAACUGUUGCUGAUGUGGAGUACCAAACAGAGAAAAGGGCAAAAAAGAAGGCAUAUGCUCGAAUGAAGCAAAUAGCACGCGUUCAAGGGAAGGAACCACCUCCCAACCCCUAUCCUAAAGCUUACAAGGAGAUACAAGAAGAAGAAAGGCCAUUUGUAUGUGACCGUUUCAACAACCCGAGCAUCCUGAGAAUUGCAGAAAAACUUAAAGCAGAAAGGGAAGCCGAGUUCAGAGAGAGAGGAGGAGGAGGUAGGUAAAGCAGGCCGUUGUUGUCACCAGUCACCAGCCCUUUUUUUAUUUUGUUCUUUUUGAAUCUGAUGGCUUUCCUCUUGGCCAACAGAACUAGGGAUAUCCUUAUAGUUGAAUUUCUCUGAAAAGUGGUGGUUACCUUGUGUAAGCUCACAUGGCUACAUCUUAAAAUUUUACUACCACCUCUCGUUGAUCGCUUUCAAUAUUUUGUGAGUUAUGUCUAUUGACUUGCUGAUCUUGAAACCAUGGCAGCUGUAUCCCUUUGUGCCAUUUAAAAUGGCAAAAACAUCUGCAAAAUUGCUUAGUGAUUGUAUGUUAACCAGUGUUUUCCCCAAACACCAUACUUUUUU
Molecule: messenger RNA, 1510 nt
Organism: Cuscuta europaea
Lineage: Eukaryota; Viridiplantae; Streptophyta; Magnoliopsida; Solanales; Convolvulaceae
Source: the annotation of a GenBank genome assembly